Molecule: messenger RNA, 1134 nt
Organism: Cygnus atratus (black swan)
Lineage: Eukaryota; Metazoa; Chordata; Aves; Anseriformes; Anatidae
Product: actin, alpha skeletal muscle B
Exons: 8
Coding region: 1-1134 (377 amino acids)
Biological process (GO): vascular associated smooth muscle contraction
Cellular component (GO): cytoplasm
Source: RefSeq, a predicted model, not a curated record
AUGUGUGAUGAUGAUGAAACCACUGCCCUUGUCUGUGACAAUGGUUCUGGGCUUUGCAAAGCUGGGUUUGCAGGAGACGAUGCCCCAAGAGCUGUAUUUCCAUCCAUCGUUGGACGUCCUCGACAUCAGGGUGUUAUGGUUGGAAUGGGUCAAAAGGACAGCUAUGUAGGGGAUGAAGCACAAAGUAAAAGAGGGAUCCUGACACUGAAGUAUCCCAUUGAGCAUGGAAUCAUCACUAACUGGGAUGACAUGGAAAAGAUUUGGCAUCAUUCUUUCUAUAACGAGCUCCGUGUUGCACCAGAAGAACACCCUGUGCUGCUCACUGAAGCCCCCUUGAACCCAAAGGCAAACCGUGAAAAAAUGACUCAGAUUAUGUUUGAGACGUUCAAUGUGCCAGCCAUGUAUGUAGCAAUUCAGGCAGUGCUGUCUCUGUAUGCAUCUGGACGAACUACUGGGAUAGUUUUGGAUUCUGGGGAUGGUGUCACACAUAAUGUGCCCAUCUAUGAGGGCUAUGCCUUGCCUCAUGCCAUUAUGAGAUUGGAUCUUGCAGGCAGAGACCUGACUGACUAUCUCAUGAAGAUCCUUACAGAGAGAGGCUACUCUUUUGUCACCACUGCGGAACGGGAGAUUGUGAGAGAUGUAAAGGAGAAGCUUUGUUACGUAGCUCUGGAUUUUGAAAAUGAAAUGGCAACUGCUGCGUCCUCCUCCUCUCUUGAAAAGAGCUAUGAACUUCCUGAUGGGCAAGUCAUCACCAUUGGAAAUGAACGAUUCCGAUGCCCAGAAACUCUCUUCCAGCCAUCCUUCGUAGGGAUGGAGUCUGCAGGUAUCCAUGAAACUACAUACAACAGUAUUAUGAAAUGUGAUAUUGACAUCCGUAAGGAUCUGUAUGCCAACAACGUACUCUCUGGAGGAACCACAAUGUAUCCUGGUAUUGGUGAUCGUAUGCAGAAAGAGAUUACAGCUUUGGCUCCAAGUACCAUGAAGAUUAAGAUGAUUGCACCACCAGAACGUAAAUACUCUGUCUGGAUUGGGGGUUCAAUAUUGGCAUCGCUGUCCACUUUUCAGCAAAUGUGGAUCAGUAAAGAUGAAUAUGAGGAAGCUGGCCCCUCUAUUGUCCAUCGCAAGUGCUUUUGA